AUGACCACACUGGUUUCUCUAGCAGACACGGCAAAUAUCUUAGCUGUGUUCCCUCAUCAAGGAUUCAGUCAUCAUUUAGUCUACUUGCCAUAUGUCCAAGAACUCGCCAACCGAGGACACAACAUAACUUUUAUCAGUAACUUUCCGAUAGAACAUGCAAACAUAAAUAAUUUAUCAAUUAGAGGAUCAAUUCCACUAACCAAUAACAAAGAAAAUAUCAGCAAUGUCGAAAGAGUUUCAAUGAACGAAAUAGAAAGUUCUAUGUUUAAUAUUUGGAGUUUAUAUGAACGCGGAAAAAUGUAUGAAGCCAUAUUUACGGUAGACCGUGUGAAGACAUUAUUAAACAGUCCUUGCAAAUUUGAUUUACUCAUUACAGAACAUUUUAAUAACGAAUUGUUUUUGGGUUUUGCAUCAAAGUUCAACAUACCUUUUAUACUUCUGAGUAGUUGCAACUUGUUGCCCUGGAAUAAGCAUGUGAUCGGACAGCCAUAUUCGUUAGCCAAUAUACCUACAACAUUGACCAGCCUGGGCCCAACAAUGAACUUUAAUGACAGAGUUAUAAAUAUAAUUUCUCACACAAUACAACUGUUUGGUUUUAAACUAUUGUGUCGGAUUAGAGACGAAGCAAUCAUUAAACGAAAUCUUGACGUUGAAAUUUCAUUGGACCAAUUAAUUUUGAACGCCAGUUUGAUUAUGGUUAACACUCAUUUCACAAUGUUUAAAUCCAAACCAUUAGUACCAGCUGUUGUGGAAAUCGGUGGGAUACACAUAAUGCCAAUAAAACCUUUGCCUAUAGUAUCUACUUACGAAAUAAAAAUCGUAAUUUAUACACCCAAGUCGGUUGAGUAA
Molecule: messenger RNA, 849 nt
Organism: Metopolophium dirhodum (rose-grain aphid)
Lineage: Eukaryota; Metazoa; Arthropoda; Insecta; Hemiptera; Aphididae
Product: UDP-glucosyltransferase 2-like
Exons: 3
Coding region: 1-849 (282 amino acids)
Molecular function (GO): UDP-glycosyltransferase activity
Source: RefSeq, a predicted model, not a curated record